Seriola aureovittata is the source of this 3103-nucleotide messenger RNA. It is a transcript of the gene fas, whose product is annotated as Fas cell surface death receptor. Gene Ontology annotation, cellular component: membrane raft; external side of plasma membrane; CD95 death-inducing signaling complex. The record is from RefSeq and is a predicted model, not a curated record. The coding region runs from base 64 to 1029 and encodes 321 amino acids. The transcript has 9 exons. Gene Ontology annotation, biological process: activation-induced cell death of T cells; extrinsic apoptotic signaling pathway in absence of ligand; negative regulation of apoptotic process. Gene Ontology annotation, molecular function: tumor necrosis factor receptor activity; protein binding. NCBI's taxonomy places the organism in Eukaryota, Metazoa, Chordata, Actinopteri, Carangiformes, Carangidae.
ACCACUUCCCCAGUCCAAGCGCUCAAAGAGUGGCUCACUGUGCAGCGAGAGGACUUCAGCACGAUGGCGUCUGGUUCAAACAAGUUUUCAAAUAAGUAUAUCACCUUGUCUCUGCUCUUCUUGGCACUGGAGUAUUCUUCAGCCUCAUCCCUAACCAAAGAUGGCAUCGCUCAGCAUCGAGUUAAACUAGUCCGUAACAGAAGGCAGAGCAACUGUCAGGACGGUGAAUACGAGCAUGAGGGGAUCUUCUGUUGUCUGUGUGCUACUGGCCAGCGGCUGGUGAGUCACUGCACUAAAAAUGGAAGUCAUGGAGAAUGCAAGAAUUGUGAAAAUGGCAUGUUCAGCAGUCACCCUAAUUUCCAGGAGAAAUGUGAGCUGUGCACAUCCUGUGACCAUACCAGUGCCAAUCUAAAGGUGAAGGAACCCUGUACCCCUGCCCAGGACGCUAUAUGUAUGUGUAAAGAGGGUCACUAUUGCAACACGGACGAUUGCAGACUCUGCCAACCUUGUGCAAAGUGUGCUGAUGAGGGCAUCAAAAAAGACUGUACAUCCACUAGUAACACAGUCUGCAAUGUCAAAACUGAUGGGUCAAAUAUUGGGAUGAUAGCUGGCAUAAUUGUCCCGAUUUUAUUCAUUUUCAUUACGGGAGCUGUGGGAGCUUUGUAUGUGUGGCAGAAGAGAAAAUUGAGGGGUACACCAGGUGAAGCCUCGACUGGAGGCGGCCCACCAAACGAUGAGGAGAUGCAGUGUCUUAAUGUUCCAGAUAUAGAGCCUCACCUGCCUGACAUUGCAGAAGUGCUUGGAUGGAGGGAUAUGAAGGAUGUAGCAUCACGGAGUGGGAUAUUACAAACUGCUAUUGAAGCUUGUGAACGGAACCAUCCACUUGAUUGUGAGGAGCAGACAAAACAACUACUACGGAUCUGGGUGGAGAAGCAUGGCUCGCGUAGCCCAGUAAAAUUGAUCGAAAUCCUAAAAAGUAGUGGCAAAAGGAACAAAGCAGAAAAGGUGAUGAAGAUAUUUGGAUUGUAAAUUGUGAAUUGUGAGCACUUUGAAUAUUUGCAGUGCUGCCUACUGAACAAAUUACUUUUUUUUUUUUUUUUUUUUUUAAAUAUAAAACUAUAUUGCCAAAAGUAUUCAUUCACCCAUCCAAAUAAUUGAAAUCAGGUGUUCCAAUCACUUCCAUGGCCACAGGUGUAUAAAAUCAAGCACCAAGGCAUGCAGACUGUUUCUACAAACAUUUGUGAAAGAAUGGGUCACUCUCAGGAGCUCAGUGAAUUCCAGCACGGUACUGUGAUAGUUGUGAAAUUUCCUCGCUCCUAAAUAUUCCACAGUCAACUGUCAGUAGUAUUAUAACAAAGUGGAAGCAAUUGGGAACGACAGCAACUCAGCCACGAAGUGGUACGCCACGUAAAAUGACGGAGCGGGGUCAGCGGAUGCUGAGGCGCAUAGUGCGCAGAGGUCGCCAACUUUCUGCAGUCAGUCGCUACAGACCUCCAAACGUCAUGUGGCUUCAGAUUAGCUCAAGAACAGUGCAUAGAGAGCUUCAUGGAAUGGGUUUCCAUGGCCGAGCAGCUGCAUCCAAGCCAUACAUCACCAAGUGCAAUGCAAAGCGUCGGAUGCAGCGGUGUAAAGCACGCCGCCACUUGACUCUAGAGCAGUGGAGACACGUUCUCUGGAGUGACGAAUUGCGCUUCAACCCGAUAGAACACCUUUGGGAUGAAUUAGAGCGGAGACUGAGAGCCAGGCCUUCUCGUCCAACAUCAGUGUGUGACCUCACAAAUGCGCUUCUGGAAGAAUGGUCAAAAAUUCCUGUAAACACACUCCUAAACCUUGUGGAAAGCCUUCCCAGAAGAGUUGAAGCUGUUAUAGCUGCAAAGGAUGGACCGACAUCAUAUUAAACCCUAUGGAUUAAGUUCAUAUGCGAGUCAAGGCAGGUGAGCCAAUAGUUUUGGCAAUAUAGUGUAUGUAUUUUGGAUCAUCCUGCUCAUUCGUUGUUCACUGCCAACACAGCCUUUCAACUAUGUCCUCCAUGCCAUCUCUGAUAUCCUUGGAGGACUACCCAUGUGCACAGUAAAUCCAAGUGUUAAUUUAAUUUUUGCACCUGCACUGUGUGUGUUUAAUGUAAACCAACCUCUGCAGCUACUUAGAAUCAGAUGCUGAGUGCAGUGAAAUACAAGCUUAUGUCACGAUAGCAGGGUAGGAAUAAGAUUAUCCUUAAACCAUUUAAGUUUGUGCAAAAACAGUUGCAAAUGAUCAUAAUGAAAAGUAUUUUAUACGACUUUGCUUAGUCAUUACAUCAUCACUGUCAAAUGAAAUUUCCCUUUUAUUUAUAGUGGUUUCGUUGCUCAGUUCAAGUUCCACAUUCUGUAAAACAAUGAAGUAAAUCGCAUUGACAAGAAUUUGGGAUUGUGGAAACUGAUCUUUACUUUUUGUAAACCUUUGGGGAAACAUAUCAUUAAUUGAACUUUGAGAUCUAAAAAACAGUUUAACACUUCAAAUAUUUGUGUUUCCCGACCCAUUUAUCCAUGAGGAAGGAAGCCCAUUACUUUUGCCGCAUGUUAUUUUGGGGAUGCUCAUUUGUCUACUUUCAUUUCUCAUUAUCACACUGGAACCAAAUUUUAACAUUGGGUAGUGCUUAGUUUGCUCAGUGUUUUUAUUUGUGCAGCAACUUCAAAUCAUAGUUGGUGCAAUGUCUCAUUUUCAAUAUCAAGGAAAUUCAGUUUUACAUUUAUUUGUUUUAUAUAGACUAUAUGACAAUGAAAAAUGGAACUGGAAAUUUGGAGAACUGAAUAUAUGCACGUAUAUCAGAUGCAGAGUUUAUGUAAAUAAAAAAAAAAGUAACUUGUAUGAAAGAUGAAUGAAAUGUCUGCAAUACUGAAAUGCAAUAUGAAAUGUGAAAAUGCUGUAGUCAUCUUAGUUUCGUGGGCAGUUACAAUAAUGCUAUAGUAUUGUGCCAAUAGUAGAUUUUUGGAGUAUGACUAAAAAUCUCAGCAUCUUUUGGCAUCUAUUAUUCAUACUUGUACGUAUUUAGAUUAAAACAAAUUUAAAUCAAAGUCAGUCUUCAGUCGUUGCAGAAUCUGAUAAUCACAUCCUCUUUAAAGUC